AUGGAUUCUUCUUCUUCAUGGUCUUCCAAUUCUCGAUGGAUACGCGACGUGUUCAUCAAUUUCAGACCACAAGACAAUAGCAAUACUUUCGUUUCUCAUAUAACUCACGCCUUCACAAAAGCCGGAAUCAACGCCUUCAUCGACGAUCAGCUUCACAUGGGAACCGAAUUGGAGCCAGAAUUACUGCGAACUAUAGAAAAAUCUCGUUUAUCAAUCCUUGUUUUCUCAAAAAACUACACUGAAUCUAGCUGGUGUCUUAAAGAACUGCAAAAAAUCAUUGAAUGCCGCAGAAAUCUUGGACAGCGGGUUGUUUCUGUAUUUUAUGAUGUUUAUCUAUCGGUUGUUCGCCACCAGAAUGGUAGUUUUGGAAAAAAGUUGAAAGCUACUGCAAAAAGAAUAUGUUUUAAUUCAAGAACAAGAAAGAGAGAGAUGCUCACUAGUUGGAAGAGUGCACUCAAAGAAGCUGCUGGUUUUUGUGUGUCUUAA
Messenger RNA from Lathyrus sativus (Indian pea), 486 nucleotides. The record is from the annotation of a GenBank genome assembly. NCBI's taxonomy places the organism in Eukaryota, Viridiplantae, Streptophyta, Magnoliopsida, Fabales, Fabaceae.